UGAUUAGCUUGCAUUUGGUAAUAUUUUAUCUCAUGACCAUCAUGUUUUCAUCUGAGGUGUAUUUAUGCUCCAGAAUGAACAGCAGCUCUGCAGCUGCACAUACAGCAAGUGCAUGUUGUAUAUAUAGGGGACACUGACAGCCGUUGUAGCAACCGAUAUGUGUUAUGACCGUCGAAUUCCGAUCUGAAUGAGCGAGAAAGAGAAGAGGAGAGGAGAGGAGAGGGAAAGCAAGGCUGUCAGUGAUGAUCAGAGACGUGCGCUGCAUGCAAAAGCACAACGCGGCCAUUGAUUAUCACUAAAAUGGGAGCGCAGCGUCGCGAGCGGAGCACAGCGCCGUCAAUGGGCACUCUCUCAACGCAGGACGCACGACUGAAAACACACCACAGCCCUGGACAUGGCACUGAAGAUACAGAAGAUUCAUCUCUUCUCAUAAGGGUGGCAAUCGCAAGGUAAUAAAAACAAUAAUAAUUCCACGGUUUUUAAACGAUUUGGACAGCGACAGCUUCUUUGUGUCCAGAGAAUCCGCGCCUGGGUUAACAAUGGAAUUUUGACAGCUGUGCUUUCCAGCUGUUUUGUCACCGUUGUGAAGAAGAAAACGGCUUACAGCCUGACCAAAGUGGCAUUAGCUCAGUCAACCGUGGGUGCUGUAAGAUAUGCUGAAGAAAUAUUAAGAAGAUGGAACAAGUAGCUGUCAUAUUGUGGCACUGUAUUCAUAGGUGAUUUAUGCUCUAAUACAUCUGAUCUAAGACUGUAAGUCGGAUCUGGUGAUCCAUACUGAAUAUUCAUUGUAGAAAUAGCUGCACAAAUAAUAGAUUCUGUGACAACGAGGACUGUCACGCUGUUGAAUGUAGACACUCGGUGCACUUCCAUUGUAUGUAAUGUUCUAGGUGAAGACAGAGACAGCGAGAAGGCUUGUACGGAUUGUCAGGUGAUGUUGCUGGGGUGUUAGAGGCAGCCACAUGCAUCAUCACCCACUUAAUCAGCAUCAUCAUGCCCACAAUGCAGGAUCUUGGCAUGAAUUAUAACUCGAGUGCAGUGCCCUGGGACCCUGGUGCUCUCCAGCCACCCUCGCUGACAAACAGUGCUGUGAAGAUGGUGGCCAUAUCAGCUAUUGUGUGCAUGUCUCUCUUUGGCAAUGUGGUGGUACUGCUGGUGUUCCAAAGAAAGCCACAGCUACUGCAUGUGGCCAACCGCUUCGUGCUCAACCUACUGCUUGCUGAUCUGCUACAAACGGUGCUCGUCAUGCCGUUUGUUAUUGCUGCCACCGUACCUGAGGUCUGGCCACUGGAUGCCCGUCUGUGUCAAGCCCUAGUGGUGCUCAUGCACCUUUUUGCUUUCACUGGAGUAAACACUAUUAUCGUCGUGUCAGUGGACCGCUACCUGGCCAUUAUCCACCCGUUGUCAUAUCCUACACGCAUGACGCCUCACCUGGGAACUAACCUGAUCGCUCUUACCUGGCUGUUGAGCCUGCUGCAGAGCACCCCACCUCUCUACGGCUGGGGAGCUAUCGAUUUCGACCGUCACCAUAAUGCCUGCACCAUGGUAUGGUCCUCCAGCCACUCGUACUCAGCGCUGGUGGCCACUCUUUCCUUCUGGCUGCCUGUGGCCAUCAUGCUUGGCUGCUACUGGAUGGUGUUUAGGGCAGCCCGGCGGCAGAAUGCUUUGGUGCACCCUGUUCAGACGAACCACCCUCCAGACUCAGGCUCCAGUCCCCACAGGCAGCAGCAGCUCCAACAAGAAGGCCCUUUCUCAGCCACGAAUCCUGCCAGGAACAGGCACCGACGCUUCCACUACCACUGCAAGGCAGCAAGGGUGGUUUUCGUCAUCAUGGCCUCCUAUGUGCUCAGCAUGGGUCCAUACAGUGUUUUGAGCACCAUUUCCAUACGUUCCAGCACUGCCGUGCCACCAUGGCUGGCCUCACUGGCGCUUGUCCUCUUUUUCCUGCAGUGCUGCCUGCACCCAUACAUCUACGGCUACAUGCAUCGCAGUGUGCGCAAGGAGUUCUUGGCACUGCUCUGCGGGCCACGAUGUGGACAGGCCCGUCCAGGGCGAGGUUCGGCUGUGGACAGCUGUUUUACAGUGACAGAUGGGCGGUCAGCACAGAUGCAUAUCCCCAGCCAUAUGACCCGUAUGUGUUCCCUCCAGACUUGGGAGGAAGGGACAACAUCAUCCUCACCUAUAGACCGGAGGUCAAGGGAGAGCCACAAAGAGACGACGUCUGUGAGCCUGAGCUCUGAGAGGGAGCUUACUCUGCAUAGCACCAAAUGAAAUGAUUGUUUUCUAUUUGUAAUGUUCUUGAGGCAAAUGAAGACAUCAAUUUGCAUGACAGGGUCAGUAGUAAUUAGUCCAGGUGACUAGGUUUGUGUGUUAAAGAUGUCUGAUUGUUUAUCCAAGAGGUUUCAUCAGUUUUACCUCGAUAUACCAUUAGACUUUCAAAAUGGCCUGGGUGACUGAAAACCCACAAUGAGUGGUUAUUGGCCAGUAUAGUGGUUAGUAGCUAUUAUUUCUCAGUUUCUUAAAAGUGAAAUUCAAAGGGUCAAAUACACAGACAGCUCGUGUAUCUCUGAUAUUCCUAUUAGCACCUAAAUCAUGUGGGGUUGCACAUAGCAAAAAUGGUAUUCUAGUGUUCUUGAUGCAGGAAGUAGUGUAUUUGAUGGCCUGUUGAUAUUGAAUUAUUAUGAAGUUAUAGGUAUGUUAAACAUAGUAUAUUUUUUACUAUUUUUUGAUAUAGUAGAGAUUUACAUGUAUGUCAUUUUGUGAUGCAAUAUUUGUAUUUCAAAUUCAACCAAAACAUACAUAUUUUGGGUCCAAAAAGUUGUAAAGACAGGGAGAAGCCCUGACGUUUAAACAUUAGCGUGACAUAAAUCUAGCUGUGGUUCCUCAAAUGCAUGGGUGGAGAACAUACACUUUCAUGAAAAAUAAAUAAUGAGUUUUAUAACAAUAACAUAAGCAGGUGGUUUUUAGGACAUCAAAAUUGCAGGUGAGCAACAAGCAAAAUUUUGACAAGGCAUUUAUUAACAUUUUAAAAGUAAACAAUGCUAGAAGAUAACCUAACCCACAAUUACACUUUACCUGGAAGACUGACUUCAUGUGGAGGUCACUGGUGUUCCUCAUGAGAGCAUCCAGUGUGCAAAGCCUCUCAAAGUGCAGUACAGUGUGUGUAUUGUCUUACUUCUUGACCACUGAAAUGCUUUGCUGGCACUAAAGCAGUCAGCUCUGUUUUAGAGUGUUUCUCUAAGAGAGCUGUAGAGUAUCUCACUGCCUCUAAGAGAGACAUAAUUAAAUUGGUAUGCCCACCAAAUAUUCAAAGGGGUGACAAUCCCCAUGGGCACUUAAUGUUCUGGAGUGGACCGCAGCAGAAGGAGCAACCUCUUUCAUUUCUGUAUUCAGAUUUUUCCCAUAAUACACUCAUAGGGCUGCACAAUAUAGUCAAAAUAUGUUAAGAUUUGAUUGCCUUACACUGAAAUACUGUAUAAUAGACUAAGUUAUUAUUGACAUCAUGACAUAAUACCCACACAUGCUUCUGACCCUGUUUAAAAUGCUUACAGCAUAUUUCAUGAUUCAUCAGUGUAUUUAUUUGCACACUGCAGAAGCCAAUAUCACAGUAAUGAUUAACAAACAAUAUAUUGUGCAGUCCUACUUAACACAUGACAAAGUCUGGAGCAAUAUUCAUUCAUACUAAGCGAUGAAACUGGGAGAACAAAACACUGAUAGACUUUCACUACUGGCUAGUGAAUUAAAACACUGGAAACAUGUCCUCCCCUACAGAAACACUAAAAAAAACCCGGUCUAUACUAGUAUAUUAGUUUUUUUAAUUGUCUGACAUGUCUGUCUCUAUUUGUAAAGUUUCAUAGCCUUAGGACACAUCACCUGUCCUUCACAGAACAGUCAAUAGUGUGUCUGCUGUUUUUGUUUUAUAUGCAUCAUCAACCAGACUGUUAAGCUUACAGUCUCAGCGAAUGUGGGCAGAAUAAAGACAUUAUGAAGGUGUGUGUUUUUAAACAGACUGCAGUUGAAAUCUGGUUAAAUGAUGAAAUAACAAGUUAGUACCUCCGAAACUUGAAACUGAAUAGUUAAUUUAAGCCAGUGGUUCCUCAGUCCCUGGUCUUGGGAACAUCUUGCACAGUAUAUUUUUGUUUUUUCUUUUUCCAAUGCACAUGAUACAACUCAUGAGCUUAAAAAGGCCUUGUUGUGAUGAGCUUGUGUGAGAGCAGGGAAAUGCAUCAAAAACAGUAUCCUAAGCCUAAACCAAUCCUAAUGUAGACAAGUUCUAAAUUAAACCAUUUUCUAGCAAAGGCUUAUAGGAAUAACUUGAAGAAUUAAAGUUCUAAACAUUUUAUCUAUUAUUAUUACCUAUUAAUCUAGACUGGUUUGAAUAUUUGAAAUGUGCAACAUUUAUGUUUUUUCAACAAGGUUAUAGCCUGUCAUUUUCAUAUGAAUGUUAAGACAUGACAGUCAUUUGAUGACUCAAUUCAACCGACAUUUGUUCCUCUGUAGUAAAUCAAACAUUUAAUGAGUAAACAAUUAAGAUCCUUAUAAUGCAAGGCAUUUUUUUUUUUAAAUUUGUACUUAUAUUAAGAACUGAAUCGUUUUAAACUAUGUAGAUAAGUACUGUAAUAAUUUAUAG
Molecule: messenger RNA, 4627 nt
Organism: Pangasianodon hypophthalmus (striped catfish)
Lineage: Eukaryota; Metazoa; Chordata; Actinopteri; Siluriformes; Pangasiidae
Gene: gpr101
Product: G protein-coupled receptor 101
Exons: 1
Coding region: 991-2268 (425 amino acids)
Biological process (GO): G protein-coupled receptor signaling pathway
Cellular component (GO): membrane
Molecular function (GO): G protein-coupled receptor activity
Source: RefSeq, a predicted model, not a curated record